Calypte anna (Anna's hummingbird) is the source of this 6637-nucleotide messenger RNA. It is a transcript of the gene GALNT15, whose product is annotated as polypeptide N-acetylgalactosaminyltransferase 15. Bases 595 to 2502 code for a protein of 635 amino acids. Gene Ontology annotation, cellular component: Golgi apparatus. The transcript is spliced from 10 exons. The record is from RefSeq and is a predicted model, not a curated record. NCBI's taxonomy places the organism in Eukaryota, Metazoa, Chordata, Aves, Apodiformes, Trochilidae.
AGGGCAUUAGGACCAAGAGAAAGACACACACAUUGCUCUGUAUUAUGUCUGGCAAAGUGCUUCCUGACUGAGUGCUGUAGUUAUGUGUGAAACAAAGUCAGGCACCGACUAGUUCUCAUCUGUUGAUCACAGUUAGGUUGAAGCCUCAGAACGGGGGAGAGCUGUCAGAUUUGCUUUCAGAGAUAAUGAGCUUCAAACGAGGCAGCAACUGGAAACUUUGAAGAAGCAAGAACUCUGGAAGGAAACUAUAUGGAGUGGAAUUUCUUUUUACUUAGAAUUAAAAAAAAAAAUCAAAACUUUAGUUUCUCUUUUCAUCAGCUAAGCCUGGGCUUUUCUAACUAAGCUGGGACACUAUAAAAUAAAGGAUCUACUUUAUCUCACUGGAUCCAUGCUGCCUUUUACUACAGUAAGUGCAAUAUUAAUAGCAAUUUUAUAUUUUGUCUGUAAAUAGAGAGGAAACCAUGAAACGGCUCCAGUGAAAUGUGAAGGGAGCAGAAGUGAAAACCAGGGCUUUGCUGCAACCCGAGGACUGGAGUCUGAGAAAGAUCCAAGUGGUAUUAACAUGACCAUCUGUGUCGUUUUGUCACCAACAGUAUGUUCUUGAGGAAGAAGUGCAGAUAUGGAUCACGAAAACUGCAGUUUCUCUUACUGUUGCUGGUGCUGGGCUUUUUGCUACUGAUGGUUACAAUGCUGAAUCCACCACCCAGCAACCAGAGGAAGGAAGGGGCUUUUCAGCCCGUGGAGUUCAACCCUCGGGAAGGGUAUCAGAUGGACUUUGUGGAGACCCAAGAGAUGCUGGAGACCCAGGAGGAGAGCCAGCAGUACUACCCUUUGGAUGGGCUAUCACCGUUCAUCUCCCUGCGGGAGGAUGAGUUGAUUGUGGCCGUCGCGUCGCCCACCGGCAAAAGGAACCACAGCAAGGCCAGGAAGGGCUAUCGGGUGGUGAAGCAGCAGAGCAGGCGGCCGGAGGCGAGGGCAGAGGGGGACCCCCAGUUCCUGACCUUUGCUCGGCAGGUUGGGGAAGGGGCUGCUGCGGGGGAGCGGGGCCUGGAAACCCACGGCUUUAACGAAGCGCUCAGCGAGCGGAUCUCUCUGCGCAGGGAGCUGCCUGAGGUACGACACCCGUUGUGCCUGCAGCAAAAAUAUGACUCCAGUCUGCCUACUGCUAGUGUUAUCAUCUGUUUCCAUGACGAAGCCUGGUCUACACUGCUGAGAACUGUGCACAGCAUUAUGGACACAGCCCCAAAGGACUCCCUCAAGGAUAUCAUCCUGGUCGAUGACCUCAGCCAGCAAGGGCCCCUGAAGUCAGCCCUGAGUGAAUAUGUCUCCAAGCUGGAUGGAGUGAAACUCAUUCGGAGCAACAAGAGGCUUGGAGUCAUCCGAGGUCGGAUGCUGGGAGCUGCACGGGCAACAGGGGAUGUGCUUGUCUUCAUGGAUUCACACUGCGAGUGUCAGCAGGGCUGGCUGGAGCCCCUCCUAGCCAGGCUGUCCAGCAACAGAAACAGUGUCGUCUCACCUGUCAUAGAUGUCAUAGACUGGAAGACUUUUCAGUACUAUCACUCUGUGGGCCUGCAUCGAGGUGUUUUUGAUUGGAAACUAAAUUUUCAUUGGGAACCAGUGCCAGAGCAUGAAGAGAAGGUACGACAGUCUCCCAUCAGCCCUAUCAGAAGUCCUGUGGUAGCUGGUGCAGUGGUGGCCAUGGAUCGACAUUACUUCCAAAACACUGGAGCUUAUGAUUCUGACAUGACCACAUGGGGAGCAGAAAAUUUGGAGCUAUCUAUAAGGACCUGGCUCUGUGGUGGCUCUGUAGAAAUUAUUCCAUGCUCCCGAGUUGGUCACCUCUAUCGAAAUCACUUUCCCCCUGCUUUCUCCUAUGAAGAGGCCAUUGUGAGGAACAAAAUCCGAAUAGCAGAGACCUGGCUGGGCUCUUUUAAAGAGAACUUCUACAAGCACGACACAGUGGCUUUCUUAAUCAGCAAGGCAGAGAAGCCAGACUGCAGUGAGCGCCUUCAGCUACAGAAGAGAUUGGGCUGUAGAAGUUUCCAGUGGUUCAUAUCAAAUGUGUACCCUGAGCUCUCCCAACCUGAAGACACACCAAGAUUCUCUGGCAAGCUUUACAAUACUGGUGUUGGCUUCUGUGCAAAUUACAAACCUGGAAGCACCAUGACAGAAGGGUCUAUUGAACUCUCCCACUGCAGUGACAGUCUCACACAGCACUUUGAAUAUAACAGCAUGAAGGAAAUCCGGCUUGGUUCUGCUCCGCUGUUUUGCUUUGAUGUCAGACAAGGGAAGGUUAUCCCUCAAAACUGUACAAAGGAGACAGAUAACAACCACCAGCACUGGGAUGUCCAGGAGAAUGGGAUGAUUGUCCAUGUCCUUUCUGGCAAAUGCAUAGAGGCAGCAAAGAGUGAAGAUGAGAAGGACUUGGUUUUGGGUGUCUGUAACAAAAACGCCAAUCAGCUGUGGCAAUUUGAACCUCCCCAUGCGCUGCGUCAGAGGUGACUGACUGGUCUCUGUGGAGGUCAGGUCUCCAAAAUGUAACAUUACUUCUGUUUGGGAUUUAAGACACAUUUCCUGCAUGGACAAGAAAGAUGUUCGUGUUUGCUGUAGCAUGCGGGGAAGUUAGGAAGGUCACUCCUUUGAAAGACUGACUCCAAAAGUUGCCACCAGUUCCUGGGUUAUUUAGCUCUAGCUGAAAUUUCUAUUUAUUCUGUGAAGCAAGGAAUAAAGACAUUGGGAGCCUCAACUUUGCUAUUGCAGAAGACAGUUAAAUUUGCCCUUUGAAGGAAAUAUGGAAAAUUGGCUGCCAGACAGCUUGUCUUCAAUAUAUUCCGUGUCUUCUGAGGAUACAGGAAAAUAAAUGUUUGUGAAACUUUUGAAAGAGUAAGAGGAAGUCAGCCAAACCAGGAUAAGAGUUUAGCCUUGUUUUACAGUGCACUCAACUCAUAUAAAACCAAGUAGGUUUUGUAUGCAUAAAAGUCAUAGAUGUUUUCAUGUUAUAAUAGCUAAAUUAAUUUUUUUUUAAUUCCAACUAGCCUGAGCCAAACUAGCCUCUGUGAGAUUGCACAGAGCACAAAUUAUCAAUUAAUUAGGCACUAACAGCUCUAACUGAUUGGAAUCCCAACAGUACUCAGUGUUUGGCACACCUUUCCUUAAUUCCUUCCUCCAUAGUCUAAUUUGGAUGGGAGAACGAAAUUGAAAUUCACUUUUUUGUUUUAAUGAAAUUUAAGAACAAUUCUUCAAGAAGUUUCUGCAGAAUAUGUAAGAAGAUCAGAAUAUGGGAAAAGAUUGAACUAGAUUAGAAAGAAACUCCCAUCGUAUUUUCAAAUAAAAAAUAUAGUGGCAUCCUUAUAUAUGUAUCAGUUUAUAUAUAUAUAUAUAUAUAUAAUAUGUGUAUAUAUAUAUAUAAGCUUUUCUAAUGCUAUGGGAUGAACUUAUUGCUAUUCUGGUGACAAAAGUGCUGCAUGAAAACAGCAAAUGAAGGGGAAAAACAUGUUUCAACAGUAGCUACCUAGUAAGAAAACACUGGUGCCUACUUCCACUUUCUUUCAUCCUCAGUUAAGUCUUUCAUACAAGUUUUAGCCAAAAAGAUCAUGUAGGAUCUUGUAGUUUCUUGCUGUCAUGGGUCUCCAAGCUGAUCCUCAAAAAACAAUAGAAAACAAUGUGCUCAAUGUGCUGCUUCUGCAGAGCCUUCAUCCCUGCUGACCUCCUGUCUUACUAAGAAGUGAAUGAGACCUGAUGUUAGGUAAUGAGAAUAAGUCUCAUUGAGCAAGUAAGUCUCACUGAGCAAAUAAGUCUCAAUGAGCAAAGCAAAACUCUAUCAGAAUUUUGUUAGGGCACUUUCAAUUUUGGAGUUAAAACCAAUAAUGAUGAAACUUUCCAAGAGCCUGCUAAGACAGAAGAACAGAGAUUUGGGAGUCUUCCCACAUCAGUACCAUAUCUGGUUUAUUGUAUAAACCAGUCAUUACCAUAUGUAUUUAUUAAAGGGGAAGGGUAUCAUUAAUGAAAUUUAAUUUGUUUUUAAGAUUUUUUCCAAGAGACAGAAAAUUGUUCUUUUUUUAAAAUGUACAGCACACUGAAUUUCAGAGAAAGGAUGGAAUAACAGAAUAUUCUCAGAGCCUUCCAGUCACCUGCUCUUGUUAAUCAUAAUAAAUCAGUUUCAAGCAUAUGAAAUUAGUUAUAACAGAAGACAGGAACAGCAUUCUGUCUUGUGCUGUCCUAAACAUUUCCCAGUGGGGUCUCUCCUUUGAGUGCUACAUAUUUCAUACCACGUUCUGGUAUCACUCCAAUCACCCUAAUUAUCACUUACUUUCUCUUUGAUGGCAUCAGAAUCUAAUACCAGUUGCUGCUGUGUCAUUUAAAAUUUCCUGUGACGUUCUUGAAAAUGCUUCAACUUUCAGCUGAAAAGGUAGUAGCAACUUCUUCCAGAACACCAAGUGAUCCCUGAUCAUUGCCCAAAACUAGGGCAAGAAACAAGAAUUUCUAAAAUUGUUAACAGCUGAGUGAAAGGCUGUUUUAAUGACAAAUGAUUAAUUUUAAAUUAUAAGGAUGUCAGUUUGUUAAUUAUGUAUUAUUUAUUGUAUUUUGGACUCUACACUGGGAAUAUUGCUCCUUCAGCAUUUUGCCUAAUGUUAAAAAAAUGUGUGUACAAAUAUGAUAAUUGUUCACAAAUAAGAUUUAUCACAAAGAUGAAACUAUUUUUGGUUCAGAGAAGAAAUGUUUGGAAUUAAACCCAAGAGCUGUGGACAUCCUCAUCUUACACUGAUUUUUAACAUAAUAAUACGAACCUAGAAAAUAAUGUUUGCUGUAGAUAUAUGUACAGUAGAAAAAUAUACUACAUAAUGCCUCUUCCAACAACAAGAAGAUGAAAAUAUAUGGUUCAGUACCAUAUAAAACAUGAUUGUUGCUUUUAGGGACACUGUAAAUGUGCAUUUGGUUUCCAAGGGAGCUAAACUCCAGAGCACAGGCCAGAAGGGAGCUGCAGUGUGGUCUAGGCAGCCAGGGGACAUGGAUUGUGGGCCACACUAUGGAGCACACUGUGUCUAACCAAAAAAAUAACUUAUUAUUACAGACAAGCAAACAAAUAAGAAAAAAACCAAACCAAAACAACAACAACCCAAAAAACAAAAACCAAAGGGAAAAUAUCUAUCCCCUGGUUUUUCCAGUUUGCUUCCUGUAUGCCUUUUAAAUUGACUGGUUGGUUGUACUAAUGCUGUUUCUCCAUUGUGGUCAUUUACACUUCCCCCCUGUGGUUAAACCCACCAAACAGACCUCUUCUCACAUAGGUUGUACAGGGACCUCAACUGAGUGUCUCUGCUAAGGGUGCUGGUGUAUGUUCCUCAUUUUUGUGCAUCUUUCACUGAACACUAGCAGAUAGUGAUGCUUUGAGCAUCACAAAAACAUGGGAUUACUUUUAGCUCCGUGUUUAGACAGGGACAACAUUUCAGGUUCCUCUAAUUCCCACUGGGAGGAGAGAAAUGUAAGAACAAAAUGUUUCAGGCAGUAAUGGAGUAGCAGUUUGAACUUUGAAGAACUCCAAAGCAGAGCCUCAGGCAAAAGCAAAGAAAUUCCAGCAUAACAUGAGUAAAUAUCUUAUAGUCUAACUCCACCUGUUUCUUUGAAUUUGGCAACCCGGGCAUAACAACUGCUUUGAGCCAAACCCACCCAUGAAGCUGAGCUAAAAGGUCAGAUUAAAGAACAGGUCACCUUUUGGUUGACAACGCUUUCUAAAUAGACUGGUUUCUGUCUCCUCCAGCUGACUGGAAAUGGAAGAAUAUAAAGGCUUGAUGUAUUGUUCAACUUACUUUUAAACCUAGACCCAGUUGGUGCAUCCAGUGUUGGUGUCAUUUGGGGGUUGUCCUGGUGUGUGAGGUGUCAUCACUUUCCUCCGUGUGUUAGCCUGCAGUUUAAACAGGGAGAAAGAUAAAGCAACCUUGAUGCUAAAUCAUGUACAGAGUAUCUCUCAGUCCACAUGUAAGUGCCUCCAGGUCCUUGGUUACUGAUGUCAAUUGAGCUGUGAUACUGUCUGCUUAUGGAAAAACUACAGCUUCCCUUACAGAUUUCCCUGGGAAGGAAGGGGGUUUUCUGAAACAGCCAAGACAAGAACAGUAGCAGCCUAAAUUUUCACAACAGCUGGAAGCUGACAUGUGACUGAGAGCUGUAAGAUUCUGCCUUUCUAUCUCAUUUUGUCUCCAGCAGUUUGAUUCAAAUUAUACAAAUAUUGGAAGAGAGUGAAAAAUGAGUGUUUCACAGAUUUUGGUAACUUUUGGCUCAUGUUUUUAAGCUAUGCAAACUGCACACUUCUGCCCUGAAUAAAGUAUAUCAGUGCACAGUGAAAUGUUGUCAUUUUAUUCCUCUUUGUUGUGAUAUGAUUGCCUAAUGCUUCUUUUUCCUCAUGCUGUAGAAUAUUCCCAAUGGAAUAAGAAUUUAAAUUUUCAGAGAAGUCUCUGUAAUAUUUUGAAGAUGUGAACUCUAUUAUUAAUCAAUUUUUUAAAAUAUGCAUCAUAUGAAAAUACUAAAUAUAUUUAAAUAAUCUGAACUAUUUUGUGCAAUUAUUCAAAAUAUUGCAACCAGAAAUCCCCAUUCUUUGCCAGAUAUUUAUUAGUCUUGCAGUCUUACAGACUAAUAAAAAUAAUCU